Messenger RNA from Marasmius oreades (fairy-ring Marasmius), 1913 nucleotides. RefSeq lists its product as uncharacterized. NCBI's taxonomy places the organism in Eukaryota, Fungi, Basidiomycota, Agaricomycetes, Agaricales, Marasmiaceae. The record is from RefSeq and is a predicted model, not a curated record. Gene Ontology annotation, molecular function: aldehyde dehydrogenase (NAD+) activity. The coding region runs from base 17 to 1519 and encodes 500 amino acids. The transcript has 13 exons.
CCUCUUAAUUUCUAUCAUGUCUUUCAAACUCGACCUUGACACCCCAUCUUACAAAGGCGCCGUCUCCUUCAACACUGGACUCUUCAUUGGCGGAAAGUGGGUUGAUCCUGUUGAAGGGGGCACUAUUGAUGUCGUCAAUCCUGCUACCGGAAAGCCCAUCACCACCGUCUCUGUGGGCACCGCGAAAGACGUGGAUAUUGCAGUCGAUGUCGCGAAAAAAGCAUUCAAAGCAUCUUGGGGCUUGAAAGUCCCUGGAUCAGAACGCGGAAAGUUACUCAACAAACUCGCAGAUCUCAUCGAAGCGAAAGCCGACGAAUUCGCAGCUCUUGAAACUCUCAACGUUGGCAAACCUUUUUCCUCGUCGAGACACAUGGAAGUUAACUUGACGCUAACCGCUUUGAGAUACUUUGCUGGCCAGGCGGAAAAACUCAAAGGGGAGACAGUUGAGUCUUCUGAACAGAAGUUUACUUACACCAGGCGCGAACCGUACGGUGUAGUGGCAGCAAUUACUCCAUGGAAUGGCCCUCUGCUCAUGCUCAUUUGCAAACUUGGACCAGCUGUCGCCGCAGGGAACGUUGUUGUUAUGAAGCCUUCCGAGUUCACGCCUUUAUCGUCUCUCAAAUUAGCUGGUAUGAUUAACGAAGCAGGAUUCCCUCCGGGAGUUAUCAACAUUAUCAAUGGAGAGGGUUCAACUGUCGGCAAUGCGCUUUCCCAUCACCCCGAUAUUUGGAGGAUCUCGUUCACCGGUAGUAUUCUGACUGGGCGUAAAAUUCAAGAGGCUUCAGCCAAAUCAAACCUCAAAGUUGUUACACUCGAGCUCGGUGGAAAGUCUCCCAACAUCAUUUUCGACGACUGUGAUGUUGCGCAAACCGCAAAAUGGUCUGUCAUGGGUGUCUACAUUAAUAUGGGCCAAGCAUGUAUUGCAGGUUCGCGUAUAUACGUCCAGGAAGGUAUUUACGACAAAUUCCUUGCUGCUUUCCAAGAAGAGACCAAGGCGUGGAGUCAACAUACUGGAGAUCCCUUUGAUUUGAACACCCGACAUGGGCCACUAGUCUCUCAGAUUCAAUUUGAUCGGGUGAUGGGAUACAUUGAUUCUGCAAAGAAGGAUGGAGCAACGAUCCUUACUGGAGGUGAACGACAUGGAAACGAGGGGUACUUUGUCCAGCCCACGAUUAUUACGGACACGAGGCCGGAUAUGAAGAUUAUCCAGGAAGAGAUUUUCGGGCCCGUUGCGUCGAUUAUCAAGUUCAAGACUGAAGAAGAGGUGAUUGAGAUGGCGAAUAAUACGACGUACGGAUUGGCGUGUGGACUGUUUACGCGAGAUGGAGCGCGGGCGACGAGAGUGGCGCAUGCGUUAGAGGCUGGAACAGCUUGGGUGAACUGCUAUACCAUGUUCGACCUGAACGCACCAACCGGUGGAUACAAGCAGUCUGGAUUCGGGAAGGUGUUUGGAGAAGAAGGUAUCAAGGAGUACACGCAGCUCAAGUCGGUUCAUGUCAAUCUUGGUAUUCAGAUUUGAGCCGCAGGCCUGAGAACUUUGAGGUAGGGAAUUAGAUAGGAAUAGGUUUAUCCCAAAAAGUGUGUGAUGUUCAAGUUGUACUAUAGAUGUUUCAUCAAAGUUUUGUAGCGCCAGCUAGGCUGGCCCUGAAAAUCUUCAUCCUUAGCCUGUCAUUCAAAAAUCGGAGGACGAACGUGAUGGCAGAUAGGCGUUCAGAAAUGCAAUGCAUGCGCAACGUCGAUCUGGUGAACUCCUGUUCUCCAGCAGUGAGCUAUUGUAAGAGAACGUACUUCGCACGACUCUGGAGGGUAUUUCACAUGGGACGUUUAGGACUUGGCCAGUGCACCCUCUUGUAACUAUACCUUCGAUCGACAGAGAUAGAUGGUUCAAAGUUCAUAAUGUUCAUCGACAUCGC